Molecule: messenger RNA, 4637 nt
Organism: Ictalurus punctatus (channel catfish)
Lineage: Eukaryota; Metazoa; Chordata; Actinopteri; Siluriformes; Ictaluridae
Gene: tbc1d17
Product: TBC1 domain family, member 17
Exons: 17
Coding region: 108-2024 (638 amino acids)
Biological process (GO): activation of GTPase activity
Molecular function (GO): GTPase activator activity
Source: RefSeq, a predicted model, not a curated record
ACGGCGCGUCAUGUGAUCGGUGGGCGUGGCCUGUUGAAAAGGGCCGGAGGUGCGCAGUUUGUUUUGGUAUUUUGGUAGAAAUUUUUCAUCAUUAUCUCCGCAGAAGGAUGGAGCCUAAGCCCGAAAACAGCAAGCUGAUUUUUGAGAAGGAAGGAGUUUACUUCCACACCAAUGCCAAGAGGAGUAACGAGGAGACCUCCAUCCCCGGAUUCAUCCGCAUCGUGGAGAGGGAUGGAGAGCCAGCGUUGGAGUGGAGUCCUGUUCAGGAUGAGCGUGAGAAUGCACCAGCGGUCUUUUAUGCCAAAAAGGACGGUGAAGGAGGAGAAGAGGAGACCAAGUUCGACCCCGGGUACGAGCCGGACUGGGCCGUCAUCAGCACAGUGAAGCAGAACAGAGAGAAAAAACCGCUCCCCAUCAGAGAGACAGGUCAUUGGGGUUCGUUCUCCCUGCCCCUGUCGGAGCUGUACUCCCUGCGUCGUGCUCGGUUCUCUCUGGGCAGGAACUUUGUGGUGUUGACGAGUCGAGGAGGCGACCCUCUGCCCCCGCUGCACUUCCACAGGGGCGGAACACAGGAACUGCUCCGAGCCAUGCAGAGAUACAUCCGACUCGCACCGUCUCCGGUGGACGGUCGGUUGUUCCUGGCGUACCCUCAUGACUCCGGUGCCCUCUCUCACUCAUUCGACGAGCUGCAGAUGUUUGAUGACACAAGCUCAGAUCUCGUAUCUAGGUUCAUCCAGGACCCGUACGCGACCACGUUCGGUGGCUUCUCCAAGGUGACGAACUUCUUCAGAGGAGCGCUGAGACCUCCAGAGUCGCCUCUGCAUUCCCAGGGAGACUCGCACGUACCUCGCUUAUCCGACGACGAGCCGGGAUUCGAGCACAUAACCUGCCAAGGGGCGGAGCUUGGCCCCCGGCCCAAGGUGAUCAGAGGGCCGCCUCUGGACGACUGGGAGCAGUUUCUGGACUCGGAGGGCCGCGUCACCAAUCCUCAGAAAGUCAAGGAGCUGGUGUUCAGAGGGGGUAUCGUUCCUUCUCUGAGGAAGGAGGUGUGGAAAUUCCUUCUGGGAUUUUACCCCUGGAACAGCACAGCCCAGGAGAGGGAGGGCAUCGUCCGGACGAAAACAGACGAGUAUUUCAGGAUGAAGGUCCAGUGGAAGUCGAUCAGCGAAGAGCAAGAGAUGCGAAACUCCCUCCUCCGUGGAUACCGCAGCCUGAUUGAGCGGGACGUGAAUCGGACGGACAGACAGAAUCCGUUCUUCUCAGGGAACGAGAACCCAGGCCUCACGCUGCUGAACGACGUCCUUAUGACCCACUGCAUGUAUGACUUCGACCUGGGUUAUGUUCAGGGUAUGAGUGAUCUCCUGGCGCCGCUCCUCUUCGUCACUCAGAACGAAGUGGAGUCUUUCUGGUGUUUAACGGGAUUUAUGGAGCUACUGCAUCAGAACUUUGAGGAAUCUCAGGAGGCGAUGAAACAGCAACUGCUCCAACUCAGCCUUCUGCUCCGAGCGCUCGAUCCUGAGCUGUGUGACUACCUGGACUCUCAGGACAGCGGCUCUCUGUGUUUCUGCUUCCGCUGGCUGCUCAUCUGGUAUAAGAGAGAGUUCUCCUUCGAGGAUAUCCUGCACCUCUGGGAGGUUCUGUGGACUUGUCUGCCUUGCGCUAACUUCCACCUGCUCAUGGCCUGCGCCAUUCUGGAGUCCCAGCGGGGGGAGCUGAUCGGCUCCAACCACGACUUUAACACCAUCCUCAAGCACAUCAAUGAGCUGACCAUGAAGCUGGAUCUGCAGACGGUGCUGCGGGAGGCUGAGGGGAUUUAUCUACAGCUGGUCCAGUGCAAGGAAUUGCCGAUGAAGGUCCGGGAGGUUUUGGGAAUGCGCGUCACCUCCAGCUCGGACGACGAGAGUUCCGAGUCAGAGCCCAGAGAGACAGACAGACUGUUCAGCCAAUCAGCUGCAGGGGGCGUGGCUGUUUGUCAUUCAAGUAACUUGAAAGCCCCACAUCGCCCGCCUCCUACUUACCCAUAAUCCCCCUAAUAUACGUUUCUGCUGAGGAAUUCUAAACGCUAUAUGACACGUAACUACAUGACGUAACUGUUCAUAGCCGAGUUAUUAAUACUAAUGAACUGUUCAUAACCGAGUUCUUAAUGAUAAUGAACUUUCAUACGAGCCUGAGAGAACUCUUUACUUUCAAUCACUGUACUGCACAGGAAGGGAAAACCAGAGAUUACAGAGUACAGCGGGGUUUUAAGUGUGUGAGUGUGAGUGAGAGAGAGAGAUUAAUGAAUUAUUAAUUACUGUUAAUUCUGUGUUUGGGGUAAAACAGGAAACUGGUGUUUAAUAAAUCACUAAUUCUUAUUUUUAAACUAACACCACCUGCUUCUGAUAAAGCUCCGCCCACAUUUAAUAAAGCCACCACACCCUUUUAUAACGAUCCCCCAAUCCUAAUAAACUCUGCCCAUUCCUUAAAAUGCCCAUCCACUCAUAAUUCCUGCUCACCUCUAAUGAAGCCCCACCCACCUCUAAUAAAACCUCUAAUAAAGCCCCACCCACCUCUAAUAAAAACUUUAACAAAGCCCCACCCACCUCUAAUAAAACCUCUAAUAAAGCCCCACCCACCUCUAAUAAAAACUUUAACAAAGCCCCACCCACCUCUAAUAAAACCUCUAAUAAAGCCCCACCCACCUCUAAUAAAACCUCUAAUAAAGCCCCACCCACCUCUAAUAAAACCUCUAAUAAAGCCCCACCCACCUCUAAUAAAACCUCUAAUGAAGCCCCACCCACCUCUAAUAAAACCUCUAAUGAAGCCCCACCCACCUCUAAUAAAACCUCUAAUAUAUCCCCACCCACCUCUAAUAAAACCUCUAAUAAAGCACCACCCACCUCUAAUAAAAUCUCUAAUAAAGCACCACCCACCUCUAAUAAAACCUCUAAUAUAGCCCCACCCACCUCUAAUAAAACCUCUAAUAAAGCCCCACCCACCUCUAAUAAAACCUCUAAUAAAGCCCCACCCACCUCUAAUAAAACCUCUAAUAAAGCCCCACCCACCUCUAAUAAAACCUCUAAUAAAGCCCCACCCACCUCUAAUAAAACCUCUAAUAAAGCCCCACCCACCUCUAAUAAAACCUCUAAUAAAGCCCCACCCACCUCUAAUAAAACCUCUAAUAUAUCCCCACCCACCUCUAAUAAAACCUCUAAUAAAGCCCCACCCACCUCUAAUAAAACCUCUAAUAUAGCCCCACCCACCUCUAAUAAAACCUCUAAUAAAGCCCCACCCACCUCUAAUAAAACCUCUAAUAAAGCCCCACCCACCUUUAAUAAAACCUCUAAUAAAGCCCCACCCACCUCUAAUAAAACCUCUAAUAAAGCCCCACCCACCUCUAAUAAAACCUCUAAUAUAGCCCCACCCACCUCUAAUAAAACCUCUAAUAAAGCCCCACCCACCUCUAAUAAAACCUCUAAUAAAGCCCCACCCACCUUUAAUAAAACCUCUAAUAAAGCCCUGCCCCAUCCUCCUCUAAUAAAGCCCCACCCACCUCUAAUAAAACCUCUAAGAAAGCCCCACCCACCUCUAAUAAAACCUCUAAUAAAGCCCCACCCACCGCUAAUAAAACCUCUAAUAAAGCCCCGCCUACUCAUAAUAAAAGCCCGCCCCCCCUAAUAAACUUCUGCCCACUCCUAAUAAUGCCCUGCCCAUCUCGAACCGAUAAAGAAAUUUCUCGGAAAUGGAAAGUCAGACAUCUUGUUUUACAGACCGGAAAUGAUCACGCGGUGCCGAGGGGCUUCACGAGCUUUCUGUAUCAUUCGCUUUAUUUCACUGCUUUCUUUCUUUCUUUUUCUAUCUCUCUUUUUUUUGCUUUAUUCUUUCCGUUGUUCUUUCUUUCUCUUCUCCUUGCAUUUUUUUUUUUUUUUUUUUUUUUUUUAAUUUCCAUUCAUCUUUUGCUUUCUUGUCCUCCUUCCCUUUCGCUUUAUUCCUCAUUUAUUCUUUUCUUCCUUUCUUUCUAAAAUGUUGGACAAAUCACAGUUUGAAAAAUGGUUCUGUUGUAAAGGGCAGCGGUUAUUAGAGAGCGUACGAGUGUGUGUGUGUGUGUGUGUGUGUGUGUGUGUGUGUGUGUGUGUGUAGGUGCUUUACUGUAAUUCCCUGAAGGUUGCUGGUGGUGAUGGAGUCAUUAUUAGUAUUCUAUAAAACCCCUGAUGAUUUUGCAUUAUUGUUCUUGUUUAUUUUUAGUGUGUGUGUGUGCGUGUGUGUGCGUGUGUGUGCGUGUGUGUGCGUGUGUGUGCGUGCGUGUGUGUGCGUGUGUGUGCGUGUGUGUGCGUGCGUGCGUGUGCGUGCGUGCGUGUGCGUGCGUGCGUGUGUGUGUGCGCUUGUUGUGUUGAAUAGAAGUGUCGGUGUGUGGAUGCAUUUCCGUUCCUGUCUCUCGGACGCGGUGGUGUUUGUGUUGUUGUGUAAAUGGUGUAAACAGCAGCGUUACAGUAAUGACACCGUGACCUCAUGCACGUUUGCAUGGCUCGGAUUCUCACAUUAAAUACGAAUAGAACUAUAAAGAGAGAUAUAUUUUGGUUUGUUUUUAACCACGACUGUGUUCACGUCACAUUUACUCGCUUUGUUCUGAAAUAAAAAUGAAGCUGAUGUGAAUUUCA